Messenger RNA from Adineta ricciae, 678 nucleotides. NCBI's taxonomy places the organism in Eukaryota, Metazoa, Rotifera, Eurotatoria, Adinetida, Adinetidae. The record is from the annotation of a GenBank genome assembly.
AUGCUUGAAGCAUUUAAAUUCUCAUCAAGAACUACUUCAUUCGACUCGACGAAUCAUCGCGAAUUUUUGUUUAAACAGUUGAACGAUUGGUAUGACGAACAGUUGAGUUUAAUUAAUAAAACUUACGCGGAGAAAAAGCAGGAAAUUCAGAUUUUGUGUUUGAAAUCUCAGAUGGAGUUUGAUUUAUACAAAUUGAAGAAAGAGAAGCAAUUGAAGAUGAAUUUAAUGAAACAAUUGAAGAAAGUGCUCAUGCUCAAACAAGUUCACGUGGAUGAUUUAAACGAAAUGAGAAAUAAACUCGAGUAUAUUCAACGAGGUAUUGACGAACUCAAGCAAUUAAAAGUUGAUAUUUAUUUUAAUUCGACAAAUUUCGACAUCUCGAUAAUCAAAAGACGUUAUGUCGAGGCGGCAAAGCCAUUGUUUAACGACGAUGAUGAUAAUCUAUGGAAAACAGAUAGCGAAGAUGAAGGAGAAACGGACGAUUGCCACCAGUGCAAUGACUCAUGCGAUUGUAAACAAAAUUUCUCUUCACCUUCGCUUCUUUCAGUAUCGCCGGCGAUUAUUGCGAAGAAACCACCGUUAAAACUUGUUAUCAAACGCUUACGACAUUCUACAAUAUCCAAUGAAAUCAAAUAUAAAUUACACGCAAUCAACACGUCAUUGCCAAUUCGAACUUAA